AUGGCAGCAUUCAUAGCUAAGCAAGUUGUGGGUGAUAAGCUGUCGUCAGUCAAAGGUGCCAUUGGUAAAGACGAGGAGGGCGGAGGUAACACGAAAGAUGACGAGGAGGCGAGAGAGAUUGAGGAAGCCAGACGGGAGAUGGAGGAGAAGAGGAAGGAGAAACACAGGAAGAUGGAGGAGGAGAGGGAGACAAUGAGGCAGGGAAUCAGAGAUAAGUACGGACUGAAGAAGAAGGAAGAGGCUCAAGAAGAAGAGCCUGACCCUAUGGCCGACGGCAGAGUUGGCCGAAAGAAGAAGACGCCGGCUGAAUUAGCGGCAGAGGCCAACAAAGAAGAGUCGGACGAUGAAGAAUUCGCAAAAUUUCCCCCAAAUCUAAGUGAACUGUCCUCCAAAGUCAGUGAAUUACCUGCCAAAAUGGCACAAGGUGUAGGGGAGAUCACACAGAAAUGUGUCUUGCAAUGAGAUUCAUGUGAUGGUUCGCUGAUGGUGUUGUUUAAAAGAAAUCAACAACCUGUUUCUAUGUUUGCUGGUUUGAAAUUGUUAAGUACUGCAGUGAAUAAGAUGAGCUACAAACAGACAGAAAGAUAGACAGACUUAUAACACAAACCAUUGUAGCCUACACUUCACAUUUCAUAUAGCAGGAGACCACCCAUUGCAGAAAAAUAAAAGAUGAUCUUCAGACUGAUUAGUAAAUUGACUUUUUAUAAUACAAUGUAUUUUGUACAGUUUACCAUGUAGGCAAGACCACACAUACAGCAAAGUAAAAGAUGAUCUACGCAACUUGAUAUCUAGAUGGACCCAUCGUAACAGACCAUACUGUAACUUACACUUACACUUCACAAUUCAUACAGUGCAACAUGUAAUCAAGGGAUUCAUCAUUAAGGACAGGUCAUAUAUUUGAUCUUCAAAGAAAUAUUUGAAAAUGGCAAAUAAAUUUCAUCUACCUGAAACUGCGACAACUUUUUAUUAUAUAAGGACUAAUUACACAGGAAUGUAGGAGAAGGGUAGGAGAAUGGAGUAGACAAGAGAAUUGAACCAGCAUAGUCAUGACUGCUCAAUAGCAAUAUUUGUUCUUGUUUUAACUUUUAUUCUAUAGUACAUAGUUCCAUGUACAUUUUCUUCAACAAAGUUAGAUGUUUAUAUUUUUAAGUCUGUAUAGUCCAUUUGUUGGUGUUUGUUGAAAACAUUACAAAUGAUAAGAAUUAGAGUAUUACUUGAUUAAUGACAUUAAUGUAUUGAGUGUAUGGGGAGAGAAUGUAGUGGUAUAUUGUACUGACUGGAAGAUGUUAUUUACUAAAUUAAUUUAGGCAAGGAAGAAAUAGAUCUAAAUAUUUUUUAAAAAUAUUUAUAUUUUUUUAAAUUGAUUCAUGUGAAUAGUUUUAUCAAUAUUAGAAUAAUAGUAUUUUUUUUUAAAUUUUAGUUGGUGAAACAUUACUAAGAUAACAAAUGCAAGCAAAUUUAAAAAUUUUAUAGAUUGUUGAUGCAAAUUAAAAAUGUAAAAAAAUUCACAUUUUAAAUAAAUUAAAAAGAAAAAGUUGAAGAUUUUGAAAAUGUAACUUAUUUGACCUUCUUACACUACUUUUAUCAGAGAGUAAUGCGUGCAAUUUUAAGUUAGCGUGUGUUGAAUGUUAAUAUGUCACAUGUGAUAAUGUUUUACUUGAUUAUAUUAUUUUAAUUAUGUUGAUGUAGUGAGGUGUGCAAUCACAGUAACUGAUAGCCCAGUGCAAUGUAGAGUUAAUUAAAAAUUAGAGAAUCAUUCUGUAACUCUAGUGGCCUUUAUGUUUACUUAUUAUGUCAAAUGUAAGGAAGAUUUAUUUUUUGCAUUCGUUGUUUGCAGAGGCACCUCUGUUUAUUCACAUUGGUAUAUGUUUGUAUGCUUUGUAAGGCUUAUUGACAGUGUACGUAGCUUUUAAUUUCCUGCACUUGUAGUACCAUAGCUAUGUGGGAUUGUAGUAAGAUGUUUUUAGCAUAUGUUUAACUUUUAUGGACAUUAGUUUUUGUAAUCAUUGAAUGGUUUGAAAUUAAUUAGAAAACAAGACCUUAACAGUAAUUGGAAUUCCUAAUAUAAAUUGAA
Molecule: messenger RNA, 2074 nt
Organism: Physella acuta
Lineage: Eukaryota; Metazoa; Mollusca; Gastropoda; Physidae
Product: complexin-like
Biological process (GO): synaptic vesicle exocytosis; neurotransmitter transport; regulation of neurotransmitter secretion
Cellular component (GO): terminal bouton; SNARE complex
Molecular function (GO): syntaxin binding
Source: RefSeq, a predicted model, not a curated record